GUAAGCCCUUGGAAAAUAUCCUGCGGUCGUCAAAUCCAUUGCUCCAGAACGCGGGUGUCUCCGGUUGUGUGAGCGACACCGGCACACACGCGUUGAGUUCACAGCUCCAUGAGUUGACUGAGCGUCACUUUUCCAAACCAAGAGACAGUGCAAGCUAGGCAUCUUCAAUUUUUUUGGGGUAGCAUCGCGGAUUGACACGUUCUUCUCAACGGUGUUUCUUUCCGGCUAGCCAGACGCGUGCGUUGUUUCCUGAAACAAGGGGUAAACAAACAUGUGAGCUCGUCCGUCUCCAAAUCGGCUGCCCUCUGGCACAGACAGAGCAGAACUGACGUCAUUUCUUGCAAGCGUAUUCCCAGAACGACUUCCAUGAUGAAGCAAUCCUUUUCCCGGCUGGCUGUUCGCUCUGUCUGCACGUUCCUAUUGUGUUGGACGGUUUUACCAGUGUGGACUGCGUUUCUCACAAGCCCGUCUCCCGGUCCGCAGCAACACCUACUGCUUGCGGAUGCUCUAGCCACCCCGCACUUGUCAAUUUCUGCGUUCUCCAUUGAGCCCACACAAUCCCUUCUGUUGCCGCGAAGCUCUCUCGCACAUUUUCCACCGUGUGAAGUUCCCCGCGCAUCGAACCCGAGACUUCUCUGCGCCAUCCAUUUAAACGUAGAGCAGUCAGAAGUCCACCCCCGCGGAUCAAGGGUCUUCUUUCGGGAUCGUAGGAAAGAGUUUUUAACUCACGGAGGAACACUGAACCAGAGUCUCCGAGCCCUUGUUCACGGACAAGACAAGAGAAAUUCGCAUUGUUCACUCUCCCCUGGAGCGUCCACGGCUGUGCCAUCUUCAACAGGACUAGGACGACGAGGAUCCCUAGCUUUCUUGUGGCGACAGAACACAGGCAAACAAGAGAAACUUCCUGACCUUCUUGCUUUUGUUGGGGAGGAAUGCGAAUACUGUAGAAGAAUGGAGCCUGUCGAGAAGGCGGUGGAGGAUCUCUUACCUGGCACAAAAAUCCACAGACUCGAAGUGUGGCACAACGCGCUGAACUUUCAGCUUUUGCAGGAACUGGAUCGAGAUGGCAAGUGCGGUGGGCUUCCCUUCUACUUCAACAUACGGACUCUGCAGUGGAUUUGUGGAGCGACGACGAAGACGAAUCUCUUGGCAUGGGCAUCGCACCAACCGUGCAAAUCCCAUGAGCCGCCGGCUCUUCAAGCGGAAGACUUGGAGGUUCUCAAUCGCCGCACAGGAAUGUUUGCCCGUCUGAUGAGACGUGUUGACAAAAUGCGACAUGAAGGCGAGAAGGCAAUGCAGCAGACUCUCCAGGAGCAGCGCCGGGGUCGAGAACGUGAACAGGCCGAACAGCGAAGGCUUCAAGGAGAGGCAGAUCGCUCGAAACGAAAGGACUGACACAUUUGACAGACAACGUGUCUGUUGUGCGAGUGCUUGAACGUUUUAACUGUUGGUGACUCUGUGCGUUCGCAACGUAUUUUUGCUGAACUGCUUCGCGCGUUGACAGGUACUGGGUUGCAAGUUACCCUUCUGUUUUAACGGGUUUUUCGUCAUCACAGCCAAGCAAAACGCCGAAAGAAAACACCGCACAGUCG
Messenger RNA from Toxoplasma gondii ME49, 1592 nucleotides. RefSeq lists its product as hypothetical. The record is from RefSeq and is a predicted model, not a curated record. NCBI's taxonomy places the organism in Eukaryota, Apicomplexa, Conoidasida, Eucoccidiorida, Sarcocystidae. Bases 367 to 1395 code for a protein of 342 amino acids. The transcript is spliced from 5 exons.